Messenger RNA from Penicillium chermesinum, 864 nucleotides. RefSeq lists its product as uncharacterized. The record is from RefSeq and is a predicted model, not a curated record. The transcript is spliced from 4 exons. The coding region runs from base 1 to 864 and encodes 287 amino acids. NCBI's taxonomy places the organism in Eukaryota, Fungi, Ascomycota, Eurotiomycetes, Eurotiales, Aspergillaceae.
AUGCCUGUCAAAAUCAUCAAGGAUGUCUCAGAAGCUAGCCUGGACGUCGUCCUUGUCCCCGGCUUGAAGAUCGCCGAUAAACCGGAAUGGACGUCUGCUAAGAGUGCUCUCUUCUGGCCAGAGCGUCUUCUCCCGCAAAAAGCUCCCAAAGCGCGGAUUUUGGCGUUUGAAUACGACGAUGAUUUGACCGUUGAUGCAUUCUGGAAUGAGAGGAAUGGGUUUCAUUCCACGUCAGACGAAUUGGUCGACGACCUUACCGAAGCGAGAUCCGGAGACAAAGCCAAAAGACCGAUCGUGUUCGUCGCCCACUGCCUUGGUGGCGUAGUGCUCCAAUCGGCACUCCUUCGAGCAAACAAGAAUGAAUCGAACAAGAAGCUUGUGGAAAAGGUGGCAAGCAUCCUGUUACUUGGAACACCUCAGUACACGCCCGAUAAUCUACAGACAGCGAAGAAAUUUUUCCAAUUGGUGGGAAAGGAAAUUCCAUCUGACUCCAAUCUUAAAACCUUGUCGGCACAUAUAUUGAAAGUCUCGCAAGAGUUCGCUCAACUGCGAGAGGCCAACUCGAUCAACGUUGAGACCUUCUAUGAGAACGCUCCUGUGGAGAUCCAUGGCAAAAAGUUGUAUAUUGUGGAUGUCUCCGAGGCCAAGUUACCAGGGGAUUCGCCCGACCUUAAGGUUUUGAAAGGCAACCAUCAUGAGAUAGCCAGGUUCGAGGAUGAAAACAAAGAUUUCCGAACCGUGUCCAGAUCCAUCGCGCGGGUGAUCGAGAAUCUCCCUAAACAGGACGCGAAGGGGGUGGCACGAACAUCUCUUUUGCCGGAAACAAUUCUGGCUUCCAGAUUGGACAGAAUAACGGAGAGUUGA